AUGAAUGCUAAGGUGUUGCUGGUUCUGGGCGUGGUGGGCUGUGCUGUUGCAGACAGACGACCGACGUAUUCUCACAACGAACCCGAGUCCCGCGACGGCGACUACACACAGGGGUCGUACUAUGUGCAGCUCCCCGACAGCCGUCUGCAGAAGGUGACGUACUACGUGAACGGCGACUCGGGCUACGUGGCCGAAAUCAGCUACGAGGGCGAGGCUCGCUAUGACUCAGCUGAGUCUCGAGAGUACGGGCGGCCAGUGUACUCUCCGCCAAGACCCGUGUAUUCCCAGCCAAGUCGUGUGUACUCUUCUCCCGAAUCGGAGGAAUCCUUGGAGAUUCCUGCGUACAUUUCACCCAGACCUAUUUACGGGCCUCCAAGACCAACUUACGGCUGA
Messenger RNA from Penaeus indicus, 393 nucleotides. RefSeq lists its product as uncharacterized. NCBI's taxonomy places the organism in Eukaryota, Metazoa, Arthropoda, Malacostraca, Decapoda, Penaeidae. The transcript has 3 exons. The coding region runs from base 1 to 393 and encodes 130 amino acids. Gene Ontology annotation, cellular component: extracellular matrix. The record is from RefSeq and is a predicted model, not a curated record.